GGUGCACCCUGUAUGCGAACACGAUGUGCAUGAGUCACCUUGUGCCAUGAGACUCGCUGCUUUAACUAAACCGCUGCUGUUGCGCGUAAAUAAAAACAGAUGCCGGUUUUAUGCAACAAGUAUUGAGACCGAAGAAUACACACUCGACACCAGAGAGUAUUUAGAUUUUAAGAAACAAUUGCGACAGCAAAAUGUAUACAACAAAGAUGGACACACGUGCCUCCAAUUGGAAUGCCGGCUAUGUGAGCGCAACAACAAAUUUGUGCCGGUCGCAGCAGCAACAUUGCGUGCACAAGCGCCACAAGCUUACAUAAACAAACGAACGGGUGCGUUCAUUUGUCCCAAUUGCGAUGUCAAAACAUCAAUUGCACACGCUCUGGCGGCAUAUCAGACUCCGACGCCUGUAGGCUAUAAACGGGCUCUAAUGAAGCCUGUGGAUUACAAAUCUAGAUUUCCAAAUCUCAGCAAUGUGACAUCGGAGGCUUGUGAAGCACUGGGGCUAAGGGGUUUGAAGGAGGCGCAGUUGAAUGCCAUUGGGGCACAGUACGAUGCCGAGCAGCAGCUUCUGCACUUUAAGCUGCGCAAUGUGGCCGAUAAGGUCGUCGGGGAGAAGGUGCUGCAUCUGGGCGAUCGGAGUGAGCAGACUUUCCAAGGCAGCUGCAGUUCGGGACUGCUUAUACACGGCACCGGCAGCGGGAACAAGAACAAAGCCGUGCUCGUCAGCAAUCUGCUCGACUUUAUUGUGCUGGCCACGCAGAACCUGGAGACGCAUUGCAUUAUAUGUUUACCGUAUGCGCUGCAACUGCUGCCACAGGAAUGUCUGCCUGGCCUGGAGCGUUUCAAGGAGCUGGUGUUCUGGCUGCACUACGAUGCCACCCACAAUUGGGAUGCAGCACGCGCCCUGGCCCAGAAAAUGGAUGAGAAACGUUGCCUGUUGAUACGACCAACGGAUACGGAACCGGCGCCGCAUGUGGCACUCCGGAAACGCCUCAAUGUGCGACACAUAUUAGCAAAAGCUACUCCAGUCAGACAUAAAUCCAUAACCACCUUUAAUGCCCUGCGCAACGACAUCUUGAGUGAGCUGCAAAACAUUGAAAAGGUCAAUGGUGUGAAGUGGAAGCGGUUUCCAGUGCUUAACAAGCUGUUGAAGGGACAUCGCAAGGGUGAACUAACCAUAUUAACUGGACCCACAGGCAGUGGGAAGACAACCUUCACCAGCGAAUACUCUCUCGAUCUGGCCAUGCAAGGCGUUACCACGCUCUGGGGAUCCUUUGAGAUAAGGAACACACGACUGGCGGCGACACUUCUCCGUCAAUUUGUUGGCUAUCCGCUUGAUGAUAAGCUGCAGGAGUUUGAUCACUGGGCCACCGAAUUCGAGCGUCUUCCCAUGUAUUUUAUGACCUUCCAUGGCCAGCAGCCGCUCAAGCCGGUGCUAGAGGCCAUUGAGCAUGCUCAGUAUGUGCAUGACAUUGCCCAUGUCAUUAUUGACAAUUUGCAGUUUAUGAUGGGCGUCUCAUCAUAUCGCGGCGAUAAGUUUUGGGAGCAGGAUGCGAUUAUAGCGGCGUUUCGGGGCUUUGCCACCAAGCAUAAUGUACACGUCACACUGGUGAUGCAUCCUCGCAAGGAACGGCAGGAGGAUGAGCUAACAACGAGCUCGGUUUUUGGCACUGCCAAAGCGACACAAGAGGCGGACAAUGUCCUCAUCAUACAGGACAAACGUCUGACAUCGGUACGUGGCAAGAAGUAUCUGCAAAUUGCCAAGAAUCGCUAUAGCGGUGACUUGGGCAUAAUGCCCCUAGAGUUUGACAAGGAUGCGCUCAGUUACUCCAGUUCGGUGCAGAGCGCCAAGCGGAAGCGUGACCGUGAAAAGAUCACAUCAAACGCUGCUUGACUGUAGUUACAUUAUAUAAUAUUUUAAUUUUAUUUUAAUUAUUUAACUACAGUGCUUUGAGGUAAAUGUACUAUGCUAAGCUUAAAUGUUGAAAUAUGUUGUUAAUGCUUAUUAUUAUAAAAGACAAUUGUUGCUACGUUGCGCUCUGUUUAUAA
This is a messenger RNA of Drosophila innubila, 2046 nucleotides long. RefSeq names its product twinkle protein, mitochondrial (gene mtDNA-helicase). Gene Ontology annotation, cellular component: mitochondrion. The transcript has 3 exons. The coding region runs from base 47 to 1891 and encodes 614 amino acids. NCBI's taxonomy places the organism in Eukaryota, Metazoa, Arthropoda, Insecta, Diptera, Drosophilidae. Gene Ontology annotation, biological process: mitochondrial DNA replication. The record is from RefSeq and is a predicted model, not a curated record. Gene Ontology annotation, molecular function: single-stranded DNA binding; ATP binding; 5'-3' DNA helicase activity.